Messenger RNA from Mycotypha africana, 1073 nucleotides. RefSeq lists its product as uncharacterized. NCBI's taxonomy places the organism in Eukaryota, Fungi, Mucoromycota, Mucoromycetes, Mucorales, Mycotyphaceae. The coding region runs from base 197 to 802 and encodes 201 amino acids. The transcript has 3 exons. Gene Ontology annotation, biological process: proton transmembrane transport. The record is from RefSeq and is a predicted model, not a curated record. Gene Ontology annotation, molecular function: proton-transporting ATPase activity, rotational mechanism. Gene Ontology annotation, cellular component: proton-transporting V-type ATPase, V0 domain.
UUUUUUUUUUUGAAACGUUUCUCUCAUUUCUUUGCCUUUUUUUUGUUUUAGCGUUUUCCCCUAUAUCACUUCAUACCCAUUUCACAAUAACGAAAAACGGCUAGGUUUUCGUCAAUAUUUUAUAACAGCAACCCUUAGAUACAGCGAUUAAUUUUAUUUAAAAGAAAAGAAGCGGCAGAACCAACAAAAUACAGAAAUGGCAUUAGGACUUUACAGUUAUUACAGCAUUGCUACAACAUGCGUGUUGACCAUUGUUGGACUAUAUAUGUUAUUUACCGGAUCUGGUGAACAGUUUAAUCCUGGUAAAGUGCUUCAAGAAACCUCACCUUAUGCUUGGGCCCUGACUGGUAUGGGUUUAUGUAUUGGUUUAUCUGUUGCAGGUGCUGCUUGGGGUAUCUUUAUUACAGGUUCUGCAUUAUUGGGUGGUGCAGUGAAAGCACCUCGUAUCCAAAGUAGAAAUCUAAUUUCUAUUAUUUUCUGUGAAGUGGUUGCUAUUUACGGUGUCAUCAUGGCCAUUGUUUAUUCAGCCAAGUUAGCAGAUGUGCCUCCUGAAAACCUUUAUACCACGUCCAACUAUUUCACUGGACAUGCUAUCUUUUGGGGUGGUUUAACGGUUGGUGUUUGCAACCUAUUAUGUGGUCUUUCGGUUGGCGUUACCGGAUCCAGUGCUGCUCUGGCUGAUGCUCAGAAUCCCGAAUUGUUUGUAAAGGUUUUGGUUGUUGAAAUUUUCGGUUCUGUUCUUGGUCUUUUCGGUCUUAUCGUUGGGCUCUUGACAACUGGUAAAGCCGCAGAUUUCCAUUAGAUAAAAGGAAUAAGGGGUUCUCCACUCUGUGGAAUAUGCAAAAACAUAAAAUAAACAUAUUCUUCUUCACCUAUAAACACGUCAUAUAUACAUGCACAUUCACACCAUUCAGAAAUCCUGAAUAACACACAUACUAAUAUAUACAGAGGGCGAUAAAAAGAAAGAAAAGCAGAAUACCUAUUGCUUUACAAACACUCAAAAUAAGUUGUAUUGAAGGGGCAACCUGAGCAACUCACAAAAAAAAAAAAAAAAAAAAAAUGUUCACCUGCUU